Molecule: messenger RNA, 1917 nt
Organism: Anas platyrhynchos (mallard)
Lineage: Eukaryota; Metazoa; Chordata; Aves; Anseriformes; Anatidae
Gene: XYLB
Product: xylulokinase
Biological process (GO): xylulose metabolic process; phosphorylation; D-xylose metabolic process
Cellular component (GO): cytosol
Molecular function (GO): D-xylulokinase activity
Source: RefSeq, a predicted model, not a curated record
CCUGAGAAGCCGGGGGAGGGCUCAGGGAAACCGGGGGAAGGGCUCAGGGAAGCCGGGGGGAAGAGCCCCGAGCAGCCGGCCCCUGUGAGGGCUUCCCCGCCGCCGGCCGCGACAUGGCCGCCCCCUGCUUCCUGGGCUGGGACUUCAGCACGCAGCAGCUGAAAGUCAUUGCCAUUGAUGAACAUCUGAGGGUCAUUUAUGAGGAUAAUGUUCAUUUUGAUAAAGAUCUUCCAGAAUUUAAGACUCAAGGUGGAGCCUAUGUUCACAGUGACAGGCUGACAGUCACUUCUCCUGUGCUAAUGUGGGUCAAGGCUCUGGAUAUGAUUUUAGAAAAGAUGAAAUCUUCCGGCUUUAACUUCGCUCAAGUCAGAGCUUUGUCUGGUGCUGGCCAGCAACAUGGGAGUGUGUACUGGAAGAAAGGAAGCAUCCAGACUUUAAAGAAUGCAUCACCCGAACUGCCUUUACAUCAGUUACUAAAGGCAUGUUUUGCUGUCAGUAACAGCCCCAUCUGGAUGGAUUCGAGCACAGCUUCCCAGUGCAGCAAUCUGGAGAAGGCUGUGGGAGGAGCACAGCGCCUAGCGGCUAUCACUGGAUCUCGAGCCUAUGAGCGUUUUACAGGAAACCAGAUAGCAAAGAUUUACAGCCAGAAUCCUGAGGUCUACACGCAAACUGAGAGAAUCUCUUUGGUUAGUAGUUUUGCAGCUUCCCUUUUCCUAGGAGCUUAUGCACCCAUCGAUUACAGUGAUGGUUCUGGUAUGAAUCUGCUGCAAAUCUGGGAAAAGGUGUGGUCAGCGUCCUGCCUUGAUGCUUGUGCACCGGGACUAGAAGAGAAACUGGGAAGCCCUGUGCCAUCCCAUUCAGUCCUGGGGUCCAUUUCUCCGUAUUAUAUUCAGCGUUAUGGGUUUAGCCCAGACUGUAAAGUAGUAGCCUUUACAGGAGACAACCCAGCAUCAUUGGCAGGGAUGAGACUUCAAGAAGGAGAUAUUGCAAUUAGCCUUGGCACAAGUGACACAUUGUUUCUGUGGAUCCAGGAACCGACUCCUGCCUUAGAAGGUCAUAUCCUCUGCAAUCCUGUUGAUUCGCAAACAUUUAUGGCACUUUUAUGUUUUAAGAAUGGCUCUCUGAUGAGGGAGAGGAUCAGAGAUGACUGUGCUUCAGGCUCCUGGGAUGAAUUCUCCAAAGCCUUAUCGUCUACUGUUGCUGGAAACAAUGGAAACUUGGGUUUCUACUUUGAUGUGAUGGAAAUUACUCCUGAAGCAGUUGGGAUUCACAGAUUCAACAGUGACAACCAAAAGGUUUCAGACUUUCCAAAGGAGGUGGAAAUACGAGCCUUGAUUGAAGGGCAGUUCAUGGCCAAGAGGAUUCAUGCUGAAAAGCUGGGAUAUAAAGUCAUGCCCAGAACAAGGAUUUUGGCUACUGGUGGUGCAUCCCACAAUAAGAAGAUAUUACAGGUCCUGUCUGAUGUGUUCAACGCACCGGUGUACACUAUUGAUACCGCCAACUCUGCUUGUUUGGGAAGUGCUUACAGAGCAAUUCACGGACUUGUAGCUGAGACAAAUGUGUCCUUGGCUGAUGUUGUGAAAUUAGCACCGGAGCCUAGAUUGGCUGUUACACCAACCACCGGGGCUGAGGAGCUCUAUCGUCCACUUCUGAAAAGAUAUGCAGAGCUUGAACAGAAGGUGAUCUACAACCCAACCUCUUGUCCUGUGAAAUAAUAAGCAAACAAAAUAUACACGUUGGCUGUGGUGGACUCCCAAGGAGAUCAAAAGAGAUUUGCUCAGAAUUUACUGGAGUUGUUUAAAUCAUUUUUUCCUCAUUGUAGAUGAAUAAUUUGUAAAUGGCCGAGUUGGAAUGUGUUGAUGGAAAAAGUUACAUUGUGAUCGAAACCCUAAUUAAAAAAUAUCUUAUUAUUCUCUG